ACACUUGCCUUGUAGCUCAACUGAUAAAGAAUCCGCCUAUAGUACAAGAGACUUCAGUUCAAUCUGUGAAUUGGGCAGAUCCCCUGAAGAAGGGAAUGGCUACCCACUCCAGAAUUUUUACCUGGAGAAUUUCAUGGACAGAGGAGCCUGAAAGUGAAAUCAAUCCUCAGAGGAACUCACCAAAGAACAAACUAACUGAUACACUACAUAUCCAAAGUCUCCUAUAUUCUGGAGUUGUGUGAUGAGAUAAACUGUCUUCAAAAUACCCAAGCGUAAGAAUUUCCUGUUUCAGUGACACGGUGAUAAGAAAUGUACUUUUUUCACUAUUGUUUCACUCUGGGCCUUCACAGGGCAGUCUGUGAAGACCACGGACAUUGUUUGAUUUUUCACAGUAACCUGGCCACUCACGAGAAGAGGCAGGACUCUGGCCUGUAGAAGUUUCCAUAGAGCAACAUCCUUGACAUUAAACAGCCACAGAGAUGAAGAACCAAGAGGAAAACUACUCAGAACCAAGUCUGGUUAAGGACACCAGGAGACAGCAAAUGAGAGAUUCACCGUCAGCUCGAGAGAAGCUCAUUGUUGUGAUCCUGGGAAUCAUCUGUUUUGUCUUGAUGUAUACUAUAGUGAGAGUGAUAACUUCUAUUCCACGUACCCAAAUAUCAGAACAGAAUAAGUCCUCUCUGGUAACAAAGCUCCCGAAAGAAUGUCAUUGUGGUCAUUGUCCACAAGACUGGCUUACAUACUCCAACAACUGCUAUUAUACUAGUUUGGAAAAAAAAUCGUGGCAUGAGAGUUUGAUAUCCUGUGCUGCUAAGAAUUCUACUCUGCUUUAUAUAGAUAAUGAAGAGGAAAUGAAAUUUCUGAUGUCCCUAUCAAUUGUAUCGUGGAUUCAAGUCUCUCGUGAAGGCCGAGGUCAUCCUUGGAAGUGGCUAAAUGGUUCAAUUUGCAAACUACAGAUAACAGACAAAUUACCUGGUGAACAUAACUGUGCUGUACAAUCUUUAUGGGAAAUAAGAGCAGAAGACUGUCAGUUUACAAAUGCAUAUCAUUGCAAGCAUAAGCUUGAGAAUUAAAAUAUGAGUUUGGAUGCUGUUGGGUAACUUGAGUUUUUAUGAAAUGGAAAUAAUAUUCUGAUUGCAUACAUUUUAA
Bubalus bubalis (water buffalo) is the source of this 1149-nucleotide messenger RNA. Its product is annotated as NKG2-A/NKG2-B type II integral membrane protein. The record is from RefSeq and is a predicted model, not a curated record. Gene Ontology annotation, biological process: stimulatory C-type lectin receptor signaling pathway; positive regulation of natural killer cell mediated cytotoxicity. Bases 480 to 1073 code for a protein of 197 amino acids. The transcript is spliced from 8 exons. NCBI's taxonomy places the organism in Eukaryota, Metazoa, Chordata, Mammalia, Artiodactyla, Bovidae.